Molecule: messenger RNA, 3215 nt
Organism: Synchiropus splendidus (mandarinfish)
Lineage: Eukaryota; Metazoa; Chordata; Actinopteri; Syngnathiformes; Callionymidae
Gene: rab27b
Product: RAB27B, member RAS oncogene family
Exons: 6
Coding region: 282-938 (218 amino acids)
Biological process (GO): positive regulation of exocytosis; melanosome transport
Cellular component (GO): secretory granule; melanosome
Molecular function (GO): GTP binding; GTPase activity
Source: RefSeq, a predicted model, not a curated record
UGAAGCGGAGUAAGAUUCAUCUGCAAAAUUGUUCCGACUCUCCACUAUCCUCCCAAUGAAACACUCCCUGUCUGUGUGUCGACCCGGUGCAUUGUGAAGCUUGGCGUUGGUGUCUCCCUGGCUUCCCUCUGGAUCGGAACCUGAGGAGAGAUGCGACGCCUCGGAGGGAGAGUCGGAGCGGCCAGGAAGCAGCAGCAGCAGCAGCAGCAGCAGACACCUGCGAGCAACAUCUGACUUUGUUUCUGAGCGCCCCAGUGAAAGGUUUACUUCUGGUCACCACUAUGACUGAUGGGGAUUAUGACUACCUGAUAAAGCUCCUUGCUCUCGGGGACUCCGGCGUGGGGAAGACCACCUUCCUGUACCGAUACACAGACAACAAGUUCAACCCCAAGUUCAUCACUACAGUCGGCAUCGACUUCAGGGAAAAGAGAGUGGUUUACACGGCCUCCAACCCUAAUGGCACCACCGCAGGGAAAACCUUUAAGGUCCACCUUCAGCUCUGGGACACAGCAGGACAGGAGAGGUUCCGCAGCCUGACCACAGCCUUCUUCAGGGAUGCCAUGGGGUUCCUGCUGAUGUUCGACCUCACCAGCCAGCAGAGCUUCCUAAAUGUCCGGAACUGGAUGAGUCAGCUUCAGGCCAACGCCUACUGCGAGAACCCCGAUAUCGUGUUGGUGGGGAACAAAGCCGACCUGGCGGAUCAGAGGGAGGUUCAGGAGAAACAAGCAAAAGAGCUGGCUGACAAAUACGGGAUCCCGUACUUCGAGACCAGCGCCGCCACGGGCGUGGAGGUGGACAAGGCCGUGAUCACGCUCCUGGAUCUGGUCAUGAAGAGGAUGGAACAGUGCGUGGACAAGCCACCCGCCGAACCAGCCAACGGCAACGGCGCCACCAAGCUCUCGGCGGCUCAGCCCAGCGAGAAGAAAUGUGCAUGUUAGAAGAAGAGCCACUGCCCCUCUCUCCUCAGCCUGUCACCUUUAACUGCAUGUGUCUUUGUCUGAGUAACCUUCUGCUCCUCUGCCGUGUUGUAGUCUUCAGUCUUUCUUCACAUUCCUGCCGCUCUGGGGGAAUCCUGAAGUCUAACUCUGUCUCACUAGACGUGCCUCCUUUGCCUGACUCGGACAGUUCAUCCAACUCUGGACCAAAGUGUUUGCGUUUUUAUCUCCCCCCUCGCUCUGUGCUACAGCCGUGUUAGGGCCACCGCAGUGUUGGACGGUCGGCAGAAGAUCUCUCUACAGGCCUGACCAGGCCUGGUGGCCUCUGUUUAUGCAUGUUUACAGCUGCGGUUUUUUAUAUUUGUCUUGAAAAUAAAUUUACUGUUGAAAAAGAUGGCUGUCUUCAGUGACGUCCUGUGUUGUGCCAAGGUUUGGCAGCUGUCAUCCGAAUAGUUGAACGGCCUGCAGCCAGAGAGCAAGGCUGCCUGUAUAGUUCCUGCUCCUCCCGUGAGAUCAGUGAGCACCAUUCUGCUCUGCACUUGUUUCAUUCCAAUUGGGAUGUUGCAUCUCAACUCUGGCCUCUCAGGGUCCCCAGUGAGGAAGGAGAAGUUUAGAAAACCUCAGUUUAACCCCUUAAAAGCCAGUGCACUGAGUAGCAUCACAUUGUUUCAGUAUGUUAUCAACAAACCUUUUCGCCUGCAUGAGCUUAUUCUCCUUAAUAGCCAGAGUCACUUCUGACUCUUAUUUCUUCUCAGAGCUCUUGGUGUGAGGCUUUGUAGCGGCUAAUGCAGGCAGAAGGUCAAGGCUGACCUGGGCAGUGUGUGGUCCUGGGGGCCACAUGCAGCCCUCUUGAGGUCAGAGUAAAAUUAGAGAAAAACUAUACUUCGAUUACCUAGAGAUGUUUCUGACUACUGCCUGACAAUUUUAUUAAGUAUGUUUUUUUUUUUUUAUUUGUCAUCACAAGUUCAACUCUAAAUGCAAGUUGUUGUUCUUUGUUUUCUGACUUUAUUUUCUCUGCCUCUCAAAAUAAAUUGAAACAAAAUCAUUUCCUUUGCUAUGAAGUUCCUUUAAAUGAUAUUUACAAUUUUCCUGUACAUAGUUGUUUCAUUAUUCAUAUGGACUAUAAAUGAUAAACAUAUAUGUUGUUAUUCUAUAAACUGCACAUCACGAUUUGGGCUUGAUAAGAUUUCAUGUGUUGUGUGCUAUUAACACCUCAAUUUUUCAUAACCACCUGAGCUCCAUCAUCGUCCUAUGAAGUGACAGCUAUUGCUGUUAACUUCAGAGGCGAAUUGUUUUGGUUCCCCAGGUUAACCUCCACCCUGCUCCAGGUUGACUCUGUAAAUCCCUCAUCUGAUGGAGCCCAGGUCACAUCAUCGAGAUUCUUUGAUAACGUUGGUCCUAAAACAAGUGUUUUCAAAACAAAGAUAUUAAAUAAACACAUCACUGUAGUACUAUAUGGAUGUUAAAAAAGUUAUUUUAUCAAAGCAGAGCUAAAGCUAUAUUCUAUAUAUUAUAUAACGUAUUAAUUCACAACUCGUAUUUUUAAACAGAUUUGUAUUUUUAAGGACGGCAAAAGCGUAUAUAUAGAAGAAAUCAGAGGUCAAAACACUGCUACCUAAGUCACUCAAGUCAACUGCAGUUAGCUAAUAUUGAUGCUUUUUAUGUUAUUUCUGUGUUUGUAACAUAUAUUUUCAAACAUCUUUUCAUUUAUAUUUUAUUGUUCAGAGUUGUGCACCAAAAUUAGCUAGUUAUACCCAAGCAAAAAAAAGCCCUUGUCUGCCUUAAGAAGUUUCAUUUGAAUCCUUUGCACCAAUCGAUGCCUCGAAUAUGAAUUCAUCUGUCAAACUUUGUCUUUGGGAUGCUGAUUUUUUUUAAAUUUAGUUUUAGCAUCAUCCUCAUCUGCUUUUUUUUCUUCUCUCAUGCUUGUAUUCGCCGGCUUUCGGGAUCCUCGUUCUUCCCAGUUUCUCAUGUUAGUCAUGGAGCUGUACUUAUCUGGCCUCCGUUUGUGACCUUCUCAUGAUCAAGUUGGACCUACAGAUCAUUGAAAACACCUCUGACAUCUUGUGAGUUACUUGAGGCGUAUUAUGGAUUCAGUGUGUGAGCAACACCAACAACUUCUGUUCGAUUGAAAAACUUUUUUUAAGAAAUCUUUCGUGUGUAAAAGUCCAGGUGCCUGUGAACAUAUCAGUGUAUUCAUGGCCGCGUGUGUGUUUGUUGCAUGUUUGACGGCAGCAGGAGGAAUGACUUGUGAUGCUGUUUCUGAUGUCAGAGCUGCGAAUA